AUGGAGAUCAUCGACCUGCCCAAUGACCUGUUCCUGCUCAUCACGGCGCACCUGUCCGCCAGGACCUUGAUCCUGUGCCGAAGGGUCUCGCAGAGGUGGCAUGCUGCCUUCACAGACCAGGCCCUCAACCUGCACCUCCUCAAGUGGCAUUUCCCGAGGUGCCGAGAGUUGCGGAAGGCCUAUGUCGCAAGGGGUGGCGAGCUCCCGACCACAGCCACAGGAGGUCUUUUGGAGGCUAAUCAGGCUCAGGGCUGCCGUCGUUGUCGAGGACCACCAUCACCAGACUGGACAGGAACCUUCGCCCUCGUGGCCAGCAGGUAUCACCACUUGCGCACAGCAACAGCCCGCUCCAUCGAGAAGAUCCGCCUUGGCAGUACUACGGGACCAGACUACAACAGAGAUGUUUUCUACCCUGUCGCUCCAUGGGACCGCUAUCUCCGCCUCGACAACAAGACGGCGCCCUUCCACUACCCUGACCCGAGCUGGUGCUACGGCCAAGAUGAAGAUGGUGACGACGACGAUGAGGAUGGCGGCGCCGCAGCAGUGCUGGUCUACCGCAUUCACCCUGCCGAUGUGGUCGACGAGGUCCGCGAGCACAUCUAUCCAUGGCGUCUCCUGGACCUGGACACCAGCGAGGCCGUCGAGAUUCCCUUUCCCUGCGACCAGGACAGGAUCGUGCGGCGGGUGAGGUUGGCAGAGGGCGUGCUGGUCUUUGAGUGGUGCGAGAGACUUCCCUACCACCAGCUCAACGACCGCGAGGAGUGUCACCGGCACUACGUCUCAGCUUUUGACAUAAAAAGGACGAGGAGGAGGCAUAACGAUGACGACGAUGACCAUCACCACCACCACCACCUCCUCCUCCUCCUCCAGUGGGACAUCACCCCUCGUGCCGAUUUCAAGCUCCACUUCCUGGGCCUCCCCCUCAACACCCACGACCGCUUCCUCUCCGCCCACACAGCCACCCACUACGCUGUCUACGUCUGGCAGCCCAACCGCUCCCCCUGGGGCGAGGAUGACCCGAUCGAGUCCGUCGUCGUGUGGGACAUGUCGUCGUCGUCCACAGAGGCCAAAGUCGUCAGGCGCAUGACCUGGUCCGCACUCGCGUUCUACGGGGUUCGUCAGAGGUCGGCGCCCAGGCUGUCCGGGCUGGGCUUGGAUGGACGGAAUCUGUAUUUUGUGGAGGAGGAGCAUCGGUGGGCGCAGGGGGCGCACAGCAGCUUGAGUGCGCCGCGGGUGCAUCUUGUCCGGAGCACAGGGGUGCCCGUGAUCCCUGGCCCUCGCAGCGUGGACGGUCCUGCUGCUGCUGCGGAGGAGGAGGAAGGCAGAGGAGAACAGGAGGAGCAGGUCGUCCAGGGGCCUGCGUGGCUCGACCAGUGCGGCGCAAACGGCGACGUCAACCUGUCCUUUUGCUCACGGCUCCACGCCGCCGCCAGCCCUGACGCCAUCACGUCCCCAGGCAUCUGGAACGGAUCCAUCCCUUCCUCCUUGUCCUCCGUGCACCACCACCAGCAGCAGCACCACCGCCGCCGCCACAUGCCGACGACCUUGUCCCAGGAGCUUGAGUCCUCCCUGCGCACCUCCCCGACCCGCUGGUCUGGCUGGGCCCCUUGCUGGCGCCACGAGGAGUUUCCUUACCUCACCGUCAGCGAGGCGGUGGACUUUCGGGCCGGUGUCAGGAUCACGGCUCGCCACUGUUUCAUGCUCGAGACUUUGAGUGUGCAUGUGCGGCCUUUGCUGUCUGUGAGGGGUGGUAAUAGCGGUGGAGGAGGAGAAGGUAGUAGUAAUAGAAAGGCCGGGAGGCAGGAGAGGAGGGAUGGGGACGGUGAGGGAAUCGAGGAGGUACAGUUCGCGGAUGAGAUGUGGGACGAGCUGCUGGGGAAGGGGUUCAUCUGUGGGGACGAGAGGUGGCUUGUUGGGGAAGAUAUGCAGGGGCAGAUCACGAUUGUGAGGUUUUGA
This is a messenger RNA of Cryphonectria parasitica EP155, 1956 nucleotides long. RefSeq lists its product as uncharacterized. The transcript has 3 exons. Bases 1 to 1956 code for a protein of 651 amino acids. Lineage: Eukaryota; Fungi; Ascomycota; Sordariomycetes; Diaporthales; Cryphonectriaceae. The record is from RefSeq and is a predicted model, not a curated record. Gene Ontology annotation, molecular function: protein binding.